UCGAUGCCAAUUGCCAAUUGAGUCUAUGGAAUAGUUAUUGGAGCGUGUGUGAGCUUGUUGGUGUUUAUAUUUCAUUGUGUGAAAUUCUGUAAUUCUUGUGUUUGUUGAUUAUGGCGGGAGUGCCGAGGCACAUGCCGAAAGAUGCACAAGUAAUUUUGGCAAUAAUGAAAGACAUGGGGAUCCAGGACUAUGAUCAACGAGUUCUGACACAACUUCUGGAAUUCACGUAUCGUUACGUCACAACUGUUCUGGAGGACGCACGAGUGCUUGCAAACCAUGCAAAAAAGAAGGCAAUUGAUCUGGAUGAUCUGAAACUGGCUGUCCAGAUGACAACAGAUAGGAUAUUUACCAACCCUCCACCUCGAGAAAUUCUUUUGGACGUUGCUAGGACGAAGAACAGUACACCCUUGCCACUAGUGAAACCUCAUUGUGGGCUAAGGUUACCACCUGACCGGUACUGUCUUUCAUCUUGCAAUUACCGACUCAAGAGUAUGAAAAAGCCACAGCCCAAGCAACAGAUGGUUCACCAUAUGGCUGGUAACACAGGCACGUACAUGUCUGGCUCAAUUACAAGUUUAUCAAACUCUGGGAAUGUUAAACUAUCUGGCAGUAAGCAGCAGCAGCAGCAACAACAACAACAACAACAGCAGCAGCAACAACAACAACACUUGCAGCAGCACUUGCAACAGCAGCAACAACAGUCUCAAGGACAACAGUCUAUGUCAAUUGUGAAACGACAAGGACCAUUGACGACAGUUUCAAGAACACAGACAAUUACAAUUCCAAAACCAGUAAUUAAACUCUCUGCAGGACCCAGCAUCCAGAAACCUGUAACCAAGCCAAAAGUCCAAAUAACGUCAGGUACUGGCACCUUAAAACUGGAGGAUAGUGACACAAGUGGGGGAAGCUUAAAACGAAAGCGAGAAGAUGAGAGUGAAGAUUAUGAUACUUUAGAGUGAAAAUGUGUGAACUGGAAGAGAUUGUGUUUCAGUUAACUAUGUUUUUGAAUGGAUGAUAUUGUACAAUUAGAGAAACUUUGUUUUCACUACCUACUAUGUUAAAUGGCUUUUUUUAUUAUUAUUUUUUAUUUAUUUUAUGUCCUGAAGAAAAUUGUGAGGUGACAGUUAGUGCUCGAGACGUAAAGUACUGUAGCUACUUUAUUAUUAUUGUGGACUUCAAGAUAUGCAUUGUACAAUUCAAUUAAAAAUGGUUCUGUUUUCA
Messenger RNA from Schistocerca serialis cubense, 1221 nucleotides. Its product is annotated as transcription initiation factor TFIID subunit 9-like. The transcript is spliced from 5 exons. NCBI's taxonomy places the organism in Eukaryota, Metazoa, Arthropoda, Insecta, Orthoptera, Acrididae. The record is from RefSeq and is a predicted model, not a curated record. Gene Ontology annotation, cellular component: transcription factor TFIID complex; SAGA complex. Gene Ontology annotation, molecular function: transcription coactivator activity; protein heterodimerization activity; RNA polymerase II general transcription initiation factor activity. Bases 111 to 959 code for a protein of 282 amino acids. Gene Ontology annotation, biological process: DNA-templated transcription initiation; RNA polymerase II preinitiation complex assembly.